Molecule: messenger RNA, 2664 nt
Organism: Xiphophorus maculatus (southern platyfish)
Lineage: Eukaryota; Metazoa; Chordata; Actinopteri; Cyprinodontiformes; Poeciliidae
Gene: cacnb1
Product: calcium voltage-gated channel auxiliary subunit beta 1
Exons: 15
Coding region: 178-2199 (673 amino acids)
Biological process (GO): calcium ion transmembrane transport; neuromuscular junction development; chemical synaptic transmission
Cellular component (GO): voltage-gated calcium channel complex
Molecular function (GO): high voltage-gated calcium channel activity; protein binding
Source: RefSeq, a predicted model, not a curated record
UGCGCCAGUGUGUAACGCUAUAGGCUGGAGGGAGGCAGCUGUUGCCAUUAUUUUUUACCAGCCAGCUCAGAUCCAUCUCCGAGCUCUCCCCUCCCCUGGACAGAAAGAAAGAUGACUCCGUCCACGCCAUCAUAAACAUACGACAACUGAAAGAGAUUCUUUAAAAAGUGAAAUCAAAUGGUACAGAAAAGUAGUAGUAUGUCCAGGACGCCUUCGACCCCAAACCAGGAGAUCCCAAUGGGCAUGAUCGACCACCAUGCGCACACGCAGGGAAAGUACGCCAAGAGGAAGAGCCGAUUUAAGCGCUCAGAUGGGAGCACCUCUUCUGACACCACCUCUAACAGCUUUGUCCGACAGGGCUCUGCAGACUCCUACACCAGCCGGCCGUCGGACUCAGACGUGUCCCUGGAGGAGGAUCCCGAGGCUCUGAGGAAAGAGGCCGACAGACAGGCUCUUGCCACGCUUGAGAAAGCAAAGACCAAACCAGUGGCAUUUGCUGUGCGCACCAACGUUGGUUACAACCCAGGGCCUAACGAUGAUGUUCCUGUGCAGGGCAUGGCCAUUUCCUUCGAAGCCAAAGACUUCCUGCAUAUUAAAGAGAAAUACAACAAUGACUGGUGGAUUGGACGCCUGGUGAAGGAGGGCUGUGAGGUGGGCUUCAUUCCCAGCCCGGUCAAGCUGGAGAACACCCGCCUGCUGCAGGAGCAGCGGAUGAGACAAAAUCGGCUCAGCUCCAGUAAAUCUGGAGGAAGCUCGAGUCUGGAUGUUGCCGUAGGAACCCGCAGGCCUACCCCGCCAGGAACAGCUCCCGUGGACACAUCCACAGCAGCCUUUGAUGUUGACCCUCUCGACCUUGAUGCCGAGGAGCCCCAUGAGUCCCAGGGUGACCCUCGCUCCCCCAAGGGCAUCUCUGGCAGCAUAACUUCCCCCCAGGCCAACGCCCACCGCCUGCCCUUCUUUAAGAAGAUGGAGCAUGUUCCUCCAUACGACGUGGUUCCCUCCAUGAGACCCAUCAUCCUCGUUGGACCCUCACUAAAAGGCUAUGAGGUGACAGAUAUGAUGCAGAAAGCACUCUUUGACUUUCUGAAACACAAGUUUGAGGGCAGGAUAUCUAUUACACGCGUGACAGCAGACAUCUCUCUGGCCAAACGCUCAGUCCUCAACAACCCCAGUAAACACACCAUCAUCGAGCGCUCCAGUACCCGCUCCAGUUUGGACGUACUGGCUGAAGUGCAGAGUGAGAUUGAACGUAUCUUUGAGUUGGCCCGAACCCUCCAGCUUGUUGCGUUGGAUGCAGACACCAUCAACCAUCCCUCUCAGCUGGCCAAGACCUCCCUGGCUCCCAUUAUUGUUUACAUCAAAAUAGCCUCACCAAAGGUUCUCCAGAGACUCAUUAAAUCCAGAGGGAAAUCCCAGGCCAAACAUCUGAAUGUGCAGAUGGUGGCAGCUGACAAGCUAGCUCAAUGUCCACCUGAGCUGUUUGACAUCAUCCUGGAUGAGAACCAGCUGGAGGACGCAUGCGAACACCUUGCAGACUACCUGGAGGCCUACUGGAAGGCGACACACCCGCCGAGCAGCAACCCUCCCAACCCUCUCCUGAACCGCACCAUGGCCACGGCGGCCCUAGCUGCCUCCCCUGAGCCUGUCUCCAACCUGCAGGGUCCGUACCUGGUUCACGGUGAGCAGAAGCGCGAAGGGGGUCUCACAGAGUGCGGUGGGAGCAGCACCUUGCAUAACUACGAGACAGACUUGGGUUCGAAGCCUCAGCAGCAGCACCAGCAGCAGGCUUACCUGCGCUCAUCCCGCGGCCAGCUACGAGGGGUCAGCGGGAGAGGCCUUUCCCGGCAAGACACCUUCGACUCGGAGACCCAGGGCAGCCGAGACUCAGCCUACACUGAGGCCGGUGACUCCUGCAUGGACAUUGAGACUGAUCCUUACGAAGAGCCCGACCCGUACCGAGGUGGUGGAGGCAGCCGCCUUCACCUGGCACAGCAUCACGGUCGACAGGCCUCCUGGGAAGAUGAAGGAGCCGAGCCGGAUCAGGAAAACCUCAACCACCCUUCGAUGCCGAGCCAGACGCAGCCUCAUGGACGGGCCAAGCUGAGGGAGCGUUACUGCCAGGACCCUGUGGACACAGGGUCCAACAUGAGCCGCAACAAGAACCAGGACGACUGGGGGAAGGAUGUUUACAUCCGCUGAGUGUUUGCUAGGAAGAUGCAGACUGAGGACUGAGGGAGAGGGGAGGAUUCUGGUGGUAAAGGAACUGAAGUGUGGGUUUGGGGCCACACCAGUCAGGCUUACAAAAAUGUGUUUACAUCCCAGUAAAAUGUAAAGAUAUACGUCACCUGCCAGAUGCCAUUCUCAUCGAUUUCUUCUUGCAAAUCCACUGAUUUCUGUUCAGAAGAAAAAGUAUAGAUCUGUUUUGUUUUUCUUUUGUCAAUACUGCAUGAAUAUCAUGGGUUUCUAUGCUGACAGCACAAGUGAUCUGUCUGACCCGAUCUCUCCUUCAGUUGUAGAGUGUGAAGGCUGGUAGGACUGUGGUCUGUCAUGUCUGUCCUCUGCAGUCUUAAACAGGGUCUAACGUCACUAGCCACGUUUCCAUUACAAAUGUGCGCAAAUCUUCUAUUCUGCUAAUAUCAAAAAAAAAAAAAAACAAUUUCGCAA